AUGCGUUGGAUUCUUAUUUUGGUAGUUGCCUUUGUGGCCAAGGCUGUCGGCGGUGCCCGCCAGGGAGUAUUGAAUGCAAUGAAGAAUCCUUUGCGAGGCAUUACCAAGGCGUGGCCCAAGGGUGAAACCAAGAGCACCCUCUACCGCCGCAAUGCUUUUCGACGCCGGCCCCGCAGAGACAUGGCCACGAUGGGUGAGCCGGAAGUGAUGAGUGAGCCGGAAGCGGAGCUGCCGGAAGUGCAGUUGCCUCCCAAGGCGAAAAAAGGGCUAUGGGGCCGCACUCGCCUGGGCUUUAAGAAGCUCGGACGGGGCAUUCGAAGGAGAAUACCCGUUUCCCCAAAACUGCCGCUCGCUAUGCGCGAGCCGGGCCCAGAAGAACUUCACCUCUUGGAGAAUUGA
Molecule: messenger RNA, 399 nt
Organism: Gregarina niphandrodes
Lineage: Eukaryota; Apicomplexa; Conoidasida; Eugregarinorida; Gregarinidae
Exons: 1
Coding region: 1-399 (132 amino acids)
Source: RefSeq, a predicted model, not a curated record